Bufo gargarizans (Asiatic toad) is the source of this 5150-nucleotide messenger RNA. It is a transcript of the gene PTPN22, whose product is annotated as protein tyrosine phosphatase non-receptor type 22. NCBI's taxonomy places the organism in Eukaryota, Metazoa, Chordata, Amphibia, Anura, Bufonidae. The record is from RefSeq and is a predicted model, not a curated record. Gene Ontology annotation, cellular component: cytoplasm; nucleus. The transcript has 21 exons. Gene Ontology annotation, biological process: peptidyl-tyrosine dephosphorylation. The coding region runs from base 322 to 2667 and encodes 781 amino acids. Gene Ontology annotation, molecular function: non-membrane spanning protein tyrosine phosphatase activity.
CCUCAGAGGGAUGUGUGUUCUCACAGCUGCGUGUGAAACAUCUACUGCAAUAUCAAACUGAACAUUUUUUACCACAAAGCUAAAAACUCAGGCCUUGAUUAAUAACAAACAUGCAGAUGAAAUAUAAACUGGGAGGCAGUAGGACCCAGUUCAUUUCUGGUUGUAUCUUGACCACAAGUAGCUGUCAGUAAUAGCUUCCGCUUAAAACUUUAUACUUGUUUUGUGCUCUCGUGAUGUUUGCUAACCACACUCAUUGCCUCUGUCUGGUGGUCUCAAGAAACGUAUACUUGAUGUGACCAUAUUCACUGCUGGCCUCGCAACAUGGAGCAGAGGGAGAUUAUUCAGCGUUAUAUUGAUGGUUAUGAGAAGAAGAGAACAAAGUCGGAAGAGUUUGCCAAUGAUUUCAUGAAUCUGAAACGACAAUCUGCAAAGUAUAAGACUGAUAACAACUACACUACAGUGGCAGCAGAAAGACCAGAGAACUUCAAGAAGAAUCGAUACAAAGACAUCUUCCCGUUUGACCACAGUCGCGUUGAACUGUCUCUGAUCACCUCAGAUGAAGAAACUGAUUAUAUCAAUGCCAGUUUUAUUAAGGGUGUAUAUGGUCCCAGGGCAUAUAUUGCCACUCAAGGCCCCCUGGCAAACACUGUUGUAGAUUUCUGGAGAAUGAUUUGGGAAUACAAUAUUGGGAUUAUUGUUAUGGCCUGUAUGGAGUUUGAAAUGGGGAAGAAAAAGUGUGAGCGAUACUGGGCAGAAGUAGGGUGUGAAGUGUUACCGUGUGGACCAUUUUCUAUUACAUGUACUAAGGAAGAGAAGAAGACAGACUAUGUUAUCAGGCUGUUGGCAGUCACUUAUGGGAAUGAAAUACGAAUAGUUCAUCAGAUUCAUUACAAGAACUGGCCGGAUCAUGAUGUCCCCUCUUCUGUAAAGUACAUUUUAGAAAUGAUACAAGACAUUCGUCUUCUCCAGAGAGAUGAUACUCCACCAUUAUGUAUCCACUGCAGUGCUGGCUGUGGGCGGACUGGCGUCAUUUGUGCAAUUGAUUAUGUAUGGAGACUUCUAAAAGAUCAGAUUAUCCCAGUUAAUUUUAGCAUUUAUUCCAUUAUCCAAGAAAUGAGAACACAAAGAUCUUCACUGGUCCAGACCAAGGAACAGUAUGAACUUGUCUAUAAUGCAGUGAUCUAUCUAUUCAAGAAAGAACUUAAAAAGAUAAAUGGGUUAUCAGGCUCUGAGGAGGAUAUGACAUUCAAGAAUGCACCACAUCCACAAGGCGCUGACAGAGGAUUAAUAAAUCUUCCCAGAGGUUUUACAGGACAGAUAAGAGAAGAUAUUCACCAAUGGACUGGAGGCUCAUCUGCAGCAGCCUGUAAUUCUGGGACAGAUUUUACAAUAUUUGAACCAUUAACACCAUCAAAGAUGUAUAAAAAUCGUGGCAAUACAGAGGAAAACAUCCUCAAAAGCCAAACACAGAACAGAAUUGAUCAAUGUUUUGAUGUACCCCACCCUUUACCAAGGACACACUAUGGCAAGCAUUCCCAAAAUGUAACAUGUGAUGAUAACUUAAAUGCCAAACGUUCUGCCGCAGAAAGAAAGAUGAAUAGUGGACAUACACCAUUAACACGAACCAAAUCUACUCCCUUUGAACUGCACCAACGUAGACAGUCCUGUAUACUGGCAAAUACUUCAAAAGAGACAGAUAUGUACCAGGAUGAAUUCGAUGUUUUAUCUCUUAUGAAGCAGGGACCCAAUUUGACAAGCUCCUUAGGCAACUUAAAUACUGUUCAUAGCAGUCAUAUAUAUAUUCGUUUGACAGAAGACCCUUAUUUUUCACCAACUCUAUCUUCUGACCCUGGCUCACCCAAAUUUGCAGAUUUUUGUUUAGAGGCUAUUUGUCCUGAAAUUACUAAUUCACAAGUCAGCGGUAAGCAGAAUGCUGGCUCACUAAUGUCUGAAUCACAUCAUUUGGGCCACAUGAAUGAACCUGACAUACAAAGACCACUGGAAGGGGCUGAUGUUCCUCGGUUCAGCAACCUAAAUGGCAAGAGUGAUGAUAGUCCUCCUCCACUGCCAGAACGUACACCGGAGUCCUUCAUAGUUCCUGAUGAGCAAAGUGAGCAAUGCAUAGUACUACCUUUCAUACUGUUUUCAGGAACUGAGCAAUCACAGGACUCUUCUAAGUUGCAGCCUGUCCUGCAAUCAAGAAUUGGCAUGUCGCUGGAGUGGGGUGGUGUGUCCCAACGUAAGAUUGAUGACUUCAGGCACAUGGCACGCAGCAAGAGUGUAAAAGUGAGGGGAUCAAAGUUGGAAAAAAUCCAGAAUAGAUCACCUUCUCCGCCUCCCCUACCAGAAAGAACUGAGGAGUCCUAUAUUAUUGCAGAUGAAGCUUGCUAUGCAGAAAGCAUUGUUCCUGAAAUCCCUGGGCCCUUGCAUCUCACCGAAAGAGAAAUCAGUGGCUGUGUGCCACCUUCAGCACCUGAACAAGAGAUCACCAGAAAAAAGAGUAUGAAAAUAUUGAGAAACAUGAAAAAAAAUGUUUGCAGUGUGGCUAAAACUGAAUCUGCAUCUUCUGGAUCAAGUAGUCCUCUUUCAUUUUUACACUUUGGUUUUGGGAAACGAUUUGCAAAGCCAAAGGGGCCUAGGAAACCGCCAGCAACUUGGAACAUAUAAAACCAUCUGCACAUUUACAGUAUAAUAAUAGUUUAAAAAGAUAUUGUUGACCCUAUUUAUUAUGAUCCUGUGACAUUAUUCCUGACAUCUCACCUUCAUCCCUUAGAACUGUUGUGUGCCAUGUCAUACAUUUUGUCCAACGGAGACAUGUUAUGUUACACAUUAAACGUGACAAAAAUGUUCACAACUUUAUGCUACUUGGUAUUGAGGAUGAAACCUUCAAGUACUUUUUACCCAUGAACUGUAUUGCCAAAUGUGGACACCGGAUUGUAAGUUGUUUUAACUUAAAGCAGCUCUGUCACCCAGAGGCAUAUAACCUAGUAGAGUUGAUGACGCUCAUUAAAACGAUACCUGUCUUAUAUCUGUCGGUGGUAUCGUUGCAGAGAAACAUUUACAUUCAAAAUUAUCCAAACUAUUCGAGCACCAGGAGACAGGCUUAUAUGGUUUGAGCACUGCUCCAGAGACGCCCUUGGUGCUCCAUAAUGACGCGCAUCUGCUUUUCAUCAUGCCCCCCUUCCUUUAGAUUGACGGCGCUAGACUGCACUCAUGUCCAGAAUAUGCGCACAGUAUCUUUACUCGUCAGGAUGAAGCUGAAGAUGUUGUGCGCAUGCGCCGUUUUAGACAUGACCACGGUCUAGUCUAAAGUCAAAGGGGCAUCAUUAUGGAGCACCAGGGGCGUCACUGGAGUGGUGCUCGAACCGCAAAAGUCCACCUCCCGGUGCUCAAAUAGUUUAUUUGCAUGAUUUUUAAUUCAUUUUUCUCAGCAACUACACCACCAACAGACCUAAGACAGGAACCAUUUUAAUCUGCGUCAUCAACCCUACCAGGCUAUAUGCCUCUGGGUGACAGUCGCUUUAAAGAAGUUGCCAUUAAUGUAAAAAAUGAAAAUCAAAAAUAAAGAAGAUGAAAAAAAAUUGUUGAAUGAAUAAUACAAUAAACCAUGUUAACGGGAAUCUGUCAUCAGAUACAUUGACUAUAAAUCCAUCUUCUGUGGGAGAUGUGCGCUGCUAACUACAGUACAAUCUCCAAAUGUGCCCCCAAUGUGGAGAAAUCAGUCUUUGAUUUUUAUGCAGAUUAGCCCCUGGGUACAACGAAGGCAUGGUCAUUGCUCCUCGUUGCACCCAGAGACUAUGCUCACUUACCUUGAUGUUCACACCCUCACCACUUUGACUGACAGGGGCCGGAAGUUUUGUGGUAGCAUAUUCAAGGCACAUUCGCCAACCCUGUACUGCUCAUGUGUCGAAUGUAAUGCCUUGAGACUUCAGGGCCAGACGUGAAUAUGUCUUCACCUCCUGGCUUUGUCAGUCAAAGUGGUGGAGGCGUGGACAUCAAGACAAGUGAGCGGAGCCUCUGGGUGCAAUGGGGUGCAAUGCCCGUUGGUUAGCAGCCCACAUCUUCUAUGACAAAUAAAUUUAUAUCAAGGCAACUGAUGACAGAAUCCCUUUAAGCAUAUACAUUAUAGGAACAGUACAGGACGGUAACAUGCAUCUGUUCAUAAGAAAAAGUUUCAUGCAACUACACAGCGAGAACUGCAGUCAGAAAGAAAUCUUAGUACAUUCCAAAUGUUAUUGUGUCAGCUAUGCUCAUCUGUCAUAAAUAGUGUAUAAUAGAUAUUAUUGAGCCGAAAGCAUACACAUGGCACAGACUAGAAAUGCACACACAAUACCACACAAAUUUAGGGCUCCACAGCCUAAAGAUUGCAGGUUACUAUGACCAUAGUACAUUAUCCUAUGGGGGAAAAGACACAUAAAAUCAUGAAGACGGCACUAAGUGGUGCACAGUGCAAAUAUAUUUUCAUGGCUUCCAUGGCAAUGUAUUGUAAAUGUAUACAUUCCUUCACACUGGGCGCCCCCUAGUGGUGGCUUCAGGCAGACAGCUUUAUAAUAUAAAGCUACAGACAUACGUAGAUAUGUGCAAGGAAAUGUAUCAAUGUAGUUCAAGGUGAACAACAUAUUUAUAAAGCACUUGUUUCAUUUUAUUCAACAUAGACAUCGGAUAAAGUGGGUAAGGCGGAGGAGGAAUUUUUUCAUGUAAAUAUUUUUCUGAUUUCUUCCGAAAUCUGGGGGCCUUGUAAGGUUUGUGUAUGCCCCUGGAGUAACCCAUGAUUCUACCAUGACGAAUGUGCAAACAGAAGUCACCGUAAAGCCGUAGUCUUAAAAUCCAUGCAUUUUGAAAAAAAAUCUGAAAUGAUCCUGAAGGAGGAUGCUUUGUAUAAAUUCCUUAAUACGGCAAUAGUGUUUUUAAAUCCUGACAACCCCUUUCAUUGAAAUGAAAUAUAUUACAUUCCUAAGUAUAAAAACAGGGAUUCUAGAAGCAUUUUCUUUCAGUUUAAUGUUUUACAUUUUAUUUUAAAUGGUGAUGGGCAUGUAAUUGGAGAUGCCUAAUUAUACAAGGUUAUUUGAAAAAGAGGUUUCCCUUUUUUACAUUUUUUUAUUGUAUGAAUAUUUGGAAGGUCGAGUUAAUAAAUAUUUAUAUUGGUUGUA